Molecule: messenger RNA, 4146 nt
Organism: Dicentrarchus labrax (European seabass)
Lineage: Eukaryota; Metazoa; Chordata; Actinopteri; Moronidae
Product: kinesin-like protein KIFC3
Exons: 20
Coding region: 343-3111 (922 amino acids)
Biological process (GO): microtubule-based movement
Molecular function (GO): ATP binding; microtubule binding; microtubule motor activity
Source: RefSeq, a predicted model, not a curated record
UCCAUCAGUUCUCCAUGCUGUAUCUGUCACUCCACCACUGCAGCGGCUCAGGAAACUGCACUGAGCAUGCUCACCACCGAUGCAGCCUGUAGAUGGAGCAAAGUGGAGAAGAGGAGGAGGAGGAGGAGAAGGAAGAGAAAGGGGUGGAGAGAGAACGGCAGAGAGGGAGUCACACAGGAGCUGCACAAAGCACUGGGAUGCUGUUACAGCUCUGAACAUGGGAAGAUUUGUCAUUGAGAGCACCGAUGGAGUGUGAAAGGGGAAUUCAAAGGACUGGAAUGUCUGAUUGUCAUCGCCAAAGAGGAGGAGAUAUGUGAUAAGGGACUCUUGGACGGCGUGGAGAUGUAUGCCUUCUACUCCCUUUUAGUCUACAUCUUCUACACUGUCUUUAAGAAGGAGGAGGAAGCCUUGGAGGGGGCGUGUGGAACUUCCUCAGACGAGCCAGGACCUGUUUCCAUGGGAACAGGGAGCAGAAGGAGAGAUGGCCACACCUCCAAAAUGGGAAAAAAGGCUUGUGCUCUGCUCAGUGACUCAAGCAGUAGCAGUGACAGUGACGAAUUGUCUCUGAGUGAUGAAGAUGAGAAAGAAGGCCCCGACAUCCCAGCAUGCACUCCUCUGGCUGCCUUUUUGUCCUUCAAGCAGGAGGCUGAGAAGAGGAGGUCCUCACAAGUUCAGCUGGAGACAACAGCAAAGCUGUCAGAGUCUCCCCUGGUGGCGGUGAUGUCCCACUUGCUGAGUUUUCUGGAGCAGUACUCCCACUUCCAGCAGCUGCAGCAGCAGGCCGACCAGUACCGGGUCCAGCUGAAGAGGCACCGCGUCCAGCACCGGCGCCAGAUGAAGGCCCUGCGAGCAUCCUACCGCCAGCGCCUCAGGGACAAGAACAGCAUCAUCAGCGGCUUGGAGGAGGCCAUCAGCCAGCAACAGACCCCCAGUCCACUGAGUGAGGGUGAGUCCAGCAGUGAUGCAGGGACACAAGCUGGGGUUCACAGGCUGGUGGAGUCUCUGUACGGUCUGCAGGGUGAGAGGAGUAAGCUGAGAGGAGAACUCCGUCUGCUGCACUCACAGCUGGAGCAGAAGGAAAAAGACAGGCACUCUCGCAUACAGGCCUUUCAACAGCAGAUCGAUGAGCUCAAGAGUGGCAUAGAGGAGCGCGAGGAGGAGCUGUCCAGACUCAGAACAGCCACCGGUGCCACAGAUUCAGAGAAGCGGGUUCUGUGUCUUUCAGCAGAGAACGAGAGUCUGAAACAGAAUCUGAGCGUUACUCAAGGUCUCUUGCAGCAGCUGUCAACCAUCCCCUCCCAGUCCAGCACCAUGCUCAUCAAGGAGAAUGAAAACCUUCGCAGCAGAGUGCAGCAGCUGGAGAUGUCCUUACAGCAGCGUGCUGAGCAGCUGUCACACCUGGAGCGACAGAGCGAACAAAGCGAGUGGAGGAGAGGAGAAGAGCUGAGGAAACGGGAGGACCGAGUGAGGGAGCUGCAGCUGGAGCUGGACAGAGAGAGAGGCAAGGAGCCUGUGGUGAAGUACGUCACCCAGACUGUGGAAGUGGAAUCACCUGCCACAUUAAAGCAUCUGACUAAAGCCAGACAGAGGAAUGAACUGCUGUCCGAAAAGCUGUCCAGUCAGAAUGAGCGGUGCAAACAGCUGGAGGAACACAUCAGGAAGUCUGAUGAAUACAGCUGUAAUCUGCAGCACAAGAUUGCAGCGUAUGAGAGAGAAAUCAGUAAACUGAGAGAGGAGCUGUUGAAAGAGAUUGGCCACUUGGAGGAGAGGAAGGAAGAAGCUGUGAAGGCUGCUGCCAACUGCUCAGCCGAGCACUUUCAGAACCUGCAGGACCAAUUCUUCAGCUUGCAGAAGCGCCUGACAGCACUCCCUCCAACUUUACGCUCUAUGAAGACAGACUACACCAGUCUGAGGAGCCAGGUUCGAAAUUUCUCAGACUUUUAUGGAUCGGCUAUCAAUGAUGCAAAAAAACAGAUUACAGCAGCUAUCAGUGAGAUGUCUGAAGCCAACAAAGAUCUUCUGGAGAAAUAUAGGAAGGAGGUUGCGCUGCGCAGAAAGUACCAUGAGCAGCUGGUGGAGCUUAAAGGCAACAUCCGUGUGCUGUGCCGUGUGAAGCCCGUGCUGAAGGAGGACCAGCAUGAGGAGGGCCAGUCUGUGGUGGUGACCACGGACGCCAACAACGAAUCCUCACUCAAUGUGCUGAACAAAGGAAAGGGUCGCCUCUUUGAACUGGACAAGGUCUUCCAACCACAGGCCACACAAGAAGAGGUCUUUCAGGAGAUUGAACCCCUUGUGACGUCCUGCAUUGAUGGCUACCAAGUCUGCAUAUUUGCCUAUGGCCAGACUGGUUCUGGAAAAACUUACACCAUGGAGGGCAGUGUGGAGAAUCCAGGCAUCAACCAGCGAGCCCUCAAGCAUCUUUUCAGUGAGAUUGAGGAGAGGAAGGACAUGUGGUCUUACAAUGUCACUGUGAGCUCUGUGGAGAUCUACAAUGAGGUGCUAAGAGACCUGCUGAGUAAGGAUGGAGAGAAACUGGACAUAAAGAUCAACCCGGACGGAACAGGACAGCUGCAUGUGCCGGGCCUCAGGGUCAUCGAAGUUAAGAGCUUUCAGCACAUCAAGAAGAUUUUAGCCACAGCCCGAAGGAACAGGAUCACCUUCGGCACUCAGAUGAACCAGCACAGCUCCCGCUCCCACGCUCUGCUCUGUAUCACCGUUCAGGGCACUGACCUCGCCACCGGCUCCAAAACCACCGGCAAGUUGAACCUGGUGGACCUGGCUGGCUCAGAGAGGGUAUGGAAGUCUGGUGCUGAGGGAGAGAGGCUGAAAGAGGCCCAGAAUAUCAACCGCUCUCUGCUGGCACUGGGGGACGUGAUUCAGGCACUGAGAGCUCGGCAGACUCAUAUACCUUUCAGGAACUCUCGCCUUACAUACUUAUUACAAGACUCCCUGGGCAAAGGGAGCAAGACUGUCAUGGUGGUGCAGGUGUCUGCGCUGGAGAGUAAUGUGGGAGAGACAUUGUGCUCACUGAAGUUCGCCCAGAGGGUGUGCAAGGUGGAACUUGGUCCUGCAGCCAGGAAGAUUGAAUCUGGUGGAGGACAGUGUGACUGAAUCAGCCACUUUCCUGUCCUCAGUGAUCACCAGGAAGCCAUGAAUCCACCAGUCAGAUUAUCUCCCUCCCUAUCAACCAACCAUAAUGCUACAGUAUCAAGAUCAACUGCAAUCCUGCUCAAGGGCUAAAUCUGCGGGGUCCGUGUGGCACCCGAAUGCCAACCUUUAAUUGAGGUUAGAUAUUAAGGAUGUUGGCCUCCUCCAUUUUCUGCUUUUGACAAGUGAUAACCAUUUAUCAUUAGAUAAUCUGCAUGCAGGAGUAUUUAUUCUUCCCCUCUGAGUGCCAAAACAACGUCUGACUACCAUACCGUCUAAGAUUUGAUGCUUCCUCGAACUACAAUAUCUCGGUUUCCUUUUAUUAAAUAUAAAAAUCCAGGAUUUAUUUAUAAACAGCAUCAUGUUCAAACAGGUUCAAUGAGCUUCCAGAGCCACAAUAUCAACACUUCAGUUUUUGUAGUAUUAAUCAUCUUGCUAUAAAUGUCCGUAGUUUGUGAGCUUCAUCUCCAAUGUUGUAUAUUUUUGAAGGUUGUAGUGUAGGAGAAUCUGUUAUGUAGCAAAAGUAUGGGCAGUUUACUAUUUCGAUGACACUUAAGUCACAUGUAAGUGUAGUUUUUGUGAGCUUUCUGUUUCUCUUUAGAAAGCCUUGAUAAUUUGCCUUUUGAGGAAAUCUGUUGAAGGGAUCGGGUAGCCUUGUACUGAGAGUGGUAACAUAAUGAAGUGUGCAAUAUCCUCCUCAUCGAGGAGGCAGUUUGGGCCUAUGUGGACAGAAGAUGCACUUUAUUGAGUGUUUCAGUUAAAACAGGUAUUUAGGUGCUUGCAAUAGAUAUCACUUGUGAAUGUCAUACCAAAAACAGCUGAUUGUUAUCUGUUCAUCAUUGUUCUCUAUUUAUCACCCAUUCAAUCGAAACUUUUGAUUCAAGUGUAGCAAGACAUUAAUGUUGCAGUAACUAUGAUAGAGAUCAGAGGUCACGUCAUGAUGAUUAGAGAUUGAGUUUUCAGAUAAUUUUCUGAAUAAAUAUGAUAUGUAUUUAAAAA